Messenger RNA from Dermacentor andersoni, 1904 nucleotides. RefSeq lists its product as uncharacterized. Gene Ontology annotation, molecular function: CoA-ligase activity. Lineage: Eukaryota; Metazoa; Arthropoda; Arachnida; Ixodida; Ixodidae. The record is from RefSeq and is a predicted model, not a curated record.
GUGCUUCUAAUACUUCCAGCUCUUCGGCAGGCAAGAGCGAACUACAUUCGACCGACGCCUACCAGCUAACACCAGGUCGUAGACCUUUGUUUUUUUUCUUCGUCUGCCAACAAACGUGUCCGGCUCUACGUCCGCGACCUCAAUGCUCUGUGCAACCAAUUGUGUCGAUACAAUUGACCACUUUCCCAACAAAGGGUGAUUUCAACGACUAUAACUCCGAAGAUGAAUGCUCGCAUUGAAGAUAACGUCAUCUACUCGCCCUACCCGAAAAUCGAAAUUCCGGUGUGUUCAUUCUACACUCUCGCAAGAGAGAGGCUGCUUCUGAGUCCCGACAAGAUUUCCCUGGUUAGUGAUGGCGUGAGCCUCACACGUGCUCAGGUGUUGGUAGGCAUGGAACGCUACGCGGUGGGUUUCCAGCAGCAUGGUGUGCUUCCAGGGGACCGGGUAUGCAUUCACGUGGACAACGGAGUGGGAAAUUUAUUAUCCAUGUAUGGCUGCAUCCUGGCUGGAGCCAUCGUUGUCUUAGCCAAGACGUCGCUCACCGAACGAGAACUCCGCUACCAAGCAGAAGACGGUGAUUGUAGGCACAUCAUCACUGAAGAGAAGUAUGCAGAGAAAGUCAAGGCAGCAGUUGCAAAUAUCAAUAUGAAAACCCUGUUUUGCAUGGGACAUGCAGCCGGCUUCGUGUCAGCUUGCGAGUUUUCGAAGCUGGACGAGCAACAGUUCCGUGAAUGUCCCAUUACCGACCCUCGGAGCACUGUGCUCGCUGUGUGCUACACUUCUGGAACCACGGGGAUGCCAAAGGGCGCGGAGAUCACGCAUUACAACUACGUCGCCUGCUUCUACACGACGAGGCUGCAGAUGCCAUGGGGUGAAGGAGGCAUCUUCUUUGGCUCGCAGCCGAUCACGCACCAGUCCGGCAUGCUGUACUUUAUGCUAGCUUUGCUGGAUGGUGCUAGUUGCACUCUUUCGUCGGCCAAUCUCACACCUGCGGAAAUACUGGACUCUGUGGAUAAGUACAAGGCGACGACGGCCUUAUUCUUCCCAUCUCAGAUCAAAGCUAUCGUGAGUGAGAUGCGACGUACUGGAAGGAGGCUGCCCAGCAUGCGAGCAAUCGUCGUAGGUGGCAGUGUGCUUUCGGCUUCCACAGCCGAAGCAACGCGUGAAUCAUUCAGUGGUCUCAAGCUCCUGCUCAACAUGUAUGGAAUGACAGAGUCGUGCGGCAUUGUCGCAGGUCAACCGAAGACGUGUGCUGUCCAAACCAAUGCUGAUGUCGGCGUUCCAGCAACCGGGGUUCGAAUAAAGAUUGUUGACGUGCGCACACGUCGGAAACUUGGUCCCCACGAGACCGGCGAGAUAUGCUUCCAGUCGUUGUCCAUGGUGAUUGGCUAUUACAAGCGACCGAAGGAGACCGCCGAGCUUUUCGACGAAGAAGGCUGGUGUAGGUCAGGUGACGCUGGCUACUACGAUAAAGACGGCAAGCUGUACAUUCUCGAGCGACUGAAACAGAUGAUCAAGUGCAUGAACAAUCAGGUCGUCCCCGCAGAGUUGGAGGAACUGCUGCUUCGCGAGCAUGCACUCGAGAUUGCUGAGGUUUCCGUGGUGGGCCUUCCGCACUCGGACUAUGGUGAGGCGCCUGCCGCUGCCAUCGUCCUUACGAAAGAAGGCAGGAGGAAUGACCUGCCGACACUCGCCGAGAGAAUAAAGGAAACAGUUGCCGGUAACCUUGCUGUGCACAAGCAUCUGUACGGGGGUGUUUAUUUCGUGGAUCAUUUGCCGAAAACGGAGACAUCAAAAAUCAACAGAUCAGCGCUGGCUCGCACUCUCAUAAGAGCCUAGUGUCUGAACUCUAGCCUUAUCCAUUGUCCAGUGCAGGAAUAUUUCUUUUUCUCUAUCAAUAAAUA